AUGAAUGUUGUGUUUUCUGUUUAUAUUUUACCCCCUGCCAUGGCUGCAUACCUUAGGAUGGUGGGGGUUGUACAACUUCGACUGCACAAUGACAAGGGGAACACUUGGAUUGUUGUCGCCGGUCUAAAUGCCGGAAGCGCCAUCUUCCAACACUACCCUGCCUCCGCACGUCGUCAACACGUUCGGUUUCAGCCCACGCUUCCGACGUCCCCACCUCCGUUGAACACAUUUUGCCUCCGCCACCGGCACCAUCGACACACCAGACAUUCGUUGAUGGACAAUUUAAAUGGUGAUGAUUCUGAGCCCAACUCUACGACAGAUUCGAGACAUUCUGAUAAUGAUGCUCGUAAAAAGAAAGGUCGCAAAGGAACACGCCUUAAGCACCUUAGCCUACAAAAUGGGGAAAAGGUGAAAGUGACUUUUGAUUGUCACUUAGAGCCAGAUGGGCCAGAUGAAGUGAGUAUCAAUGAGUUCAAAAAGUAUCUCGGCGUUUUAGCUCGGACCAAAGUUAGCAUUUUAGCUAGUUGUUGGAACAAUGGAGUGUCUGACAAGAAUAAAGAGCAACUUUGGCAAGCUGUACUGCAUUUAAAAGGGACUAAAUCUCAAAUCGAUUUUGAAGUUGGGAAACCCUAUUUGAAAAGAGCCAUGACGAACAACGAUGAUGUACAACAAAUGGCGGCAGUAUUUUCGGACCAAGAUGGAACGAGCAGGACGUGUUGGUGUGCUCUCGCAUUGAACGAAAUUCAUAAGCCCUCGGUGUUCAACUCAAUAUGGACUCCACUGGCGCGAGAUCUGUCACAAUUAUUGGGAAGAUCUGUUGAAAAUCGGGCUGUUAGAGAACAAAUACAGCGGCUAAGGAACCACUACAACCUUUUCACGAAGUUUCUGCAGAGAACGCGCUCAAAAGUCCAUUCGGAAUGUGGCGAGGUUAGGGUGAACAAAUUCUAUUGGUUAUACGUGUGGCCCGAGGAAAAUCCUAUCGAACGAUUUCUCCGAACAACUGGCUUCAAGUGGCACGACGAAUGCAUGCUGGUAUUUGAAAUGAGAGAAGCGGCUAAAAUUUGUUUCAACGAUGCUAUUCAGGCGACUUUUGAUGUUCCGAGUGAUGCUGAAUCUUCAUCUGGUGUUUGAAAUGACUUGGUAGGAGGUGGAUCAUGUUGUGGGGUUCUUCUGGUUAUGUAGUCUAUGUGGUUUUUUUCUUUUCUCAUCGAAAUGUGCGUUGUUCAUUUUGGCAGACGG
Striga asiatica is the source of this 1239-nucleotide messenger RNA. The record is from the annotation of a GenBank genome assembly. Lineage: Eukaryota; Viridiplantae; Streptophyta; Magnoliopsida; Lamiales; Orobanchaceae.